Salvia splendens (bonfire salvia) is the source of this 2847-nucleotide messenger RNA. RefSeq lists its product as uncharacterized. The coding region runs from base 27 to 2630 and encodes 867 amino acids. The transcript has 13 exons. Gene Ontology annotation, molecular function: protein serine/threonine phosphatase activity; ATP binding; protein kinase activity. Lineage: Eukaryota; Viridiplantae; Streptophyta; Magnoliopsida; Lamiales; Lamiaceae. The record is from RefSeq and is a predicted model, not a curated record. Gene Ontology annotation, biological process: protein dephosphorylation; protein phosphorylation.
UGUUCAUAGGCUCUGACCAUCGUCAGAUGAUGAUGAUCUUCAUCGUGUUUGAUCUACUUCUCCUGAUUUUGGCUCUGACCUCUCCCGUCGGAGGAGAAUCGCCGACAUGCUUGGCAGUGUACCGCGAAGGUGGCGCGACGGCGGUUUUCCAAUCCCCAAAAUGCCCUCGCUGGACCCUCUCGAAUUUCAAAUCCCAGUCCAAUCGGCGACUGGAGUCGCGUACAAUGACGUGUCAUUCGGCUACACUCCAAGGCCGCCGGAAAUCACAGGAGGAUCGCACUCUUUGCGCCGUCGACCUUCGCAUCCCUUUUCCAGGUCCGAAGGGGGUAAAGGAAGUUAAUGUUGGGAUAAUGGCGGUUUUUGAUGGACAUAAUGGUUCGGAAGCUAGUGAAAUGGCAUCGGAGUUGCUAUUGGAGUAUUUUGUGCUGCAUUCUUACUUUCUUCUGGAUACUACUUACUCUUUUUUGUCGAGGAAUUUGAUGAAAAGGCUGCCGGAUAAAAUGGAAGAUGCUGCCGGUUUCCAGAAGAUUCAAUACGAGGAUAUUGAUGGCCGAACUCUGAAUCUCGGGAGGUUCAAGGUGACUUUGUCAACUAUUUUAGAUGGAUCUUUACCCUUUGACUUAUUGAGGGAAGCAUUGCUAAGAGCAAUUCAUGACAUUGAUGCAAAGUUUACUAUGGAUGCAGCAAGAUACAACCUGAGUUCCGGCACUACAGCAGCAGUUGUACUCCUAGCAGAAGCUCAAAUUCUAGUUGCUAAUUUAGGUGACUCGAAGGCAUUUUUAUGCUCUGAAGUAUAUCAGUCUCCACCUGAGACUAAAGUGUUAAUUGCUAAGGAGCUUACAAAUGAUCACCAUCCUGACAAUGAGGUAGAAAAAUCCCGGGUUGAAUCUGCUGGGGGCAAUAUUUCAAAAUGGGCUGGUGUAGCUCGAGUCAAUGGCCACUUGGCUAUAACCAGAGCAAUCGGGGACAUUCAUUUUAAGAACUUUGGCGUAAUCUCAGUGCCUGAGGUGACAGACUGGAAACCUUUGUCAGGCAAUGAAAGUUAUAUUAUUGCUGCAUCGGAUGGUGUCUUUGAAAAGCUUAGCCCCCAAGACAUUUGUGAUAUACUAUGGGAACCCCUUGCUGGUUUCACUAUCCGGGAGAAACUCAAUUCUACGUGUUCAAACUCAUUGGCUGAUUGCAUAGUUAAUGCUGCUUUUGAACAAGGAAGUAUGGAUAACUUGGCAGCUCUAGUGAUUAACAUGAGAGAAGCAGGUUCCAUUGCGACUUUUGGGGGCAAGAUUUACAGGGAACCUGAUUACUUGGGAGUAGUAGAUGAACGGAAGAUCUAUGUGAACUCAGCUGAUGCCAACACCUCAAUACUCGCAGAACUGCGGCCGCUUCCUGAUGUUACCAAGUUUGAUAGAUUACUGGUUGAAGGAAAACACAACAAUUUUAGAUGCUUUUAUUUAUCCGAGAAUCUUGAUGUAAACGAUGAUUACACAUUUUGGAUCCACAAAGAUGGCCGUGAACCUGUGUCGGAACAAUUAACUGCUUUAAGUGGUGCACAUCAGUUUACCUGGAGCCGGCCUAUAGAUUUCUACAGUGAUCAGCACACAUGCAUGCACUUUGGGUCAUAUAUUGAUGAUGAGAAAGAUCACUGCAUGAGCUCUGAUGGCUUUGCAAGAUUCCUUGGUUUUCUGGGAUCAAUUCCUUUACACAAUUCUGGUCAAAGUGAGCAUGCGACAUCAGACACAAGGUACAUACUGAAGAAGAAGUUUGAUCGUGGAGCAUACGGUGAAGUUUGGCUUGCUUUCAAUUGGAACUGUUCUCAAGUUGGUAAGAAUUCCCAAAGGAAGUUUGUAGAAGAAAAUGGUUUCUACCGUAACGAGAGAACUACUGUGCAUAACGAAAAUGAAGAUACAAAUAUGUUCUUUGAAGAUUGCAAAAGAGGCAAUUCUGAUGAUAACAUGUUCAUUUUGAAGCGUAUAAUGGUUGAAAGAGGAAUUGGUGCUUACUUGAGUGGGUUACGAGAGAAAUAUUUUGGUGAAAUCUUCUUAAAUGCUUCCAAUUCGCUACAAGGUUCAUCACCACCUAGAGAACCAGAUUUCUGGAAAUUAUCACAUUGCAGUACACAUGGCUCUGGAAAUGUAAAUAAAUCGGUUAAUCGGGACACCGAGGAUUCCUCAAUUCCUGAAGAUGUGAAUUUUAGGGAAAAAAGAUUGGGUGAAACAGCAUAUGAAGAAGGAUUAAAUCAAAUUGCUAGAUAUGUUGAAUCUUUUGAAUCACGGUCUAACGAGAUAUGGCUUGUAUUUCAUCAUGAAGGUUUUUCCUUGUCAAAACUUCUGUAUACUGCAGAAGAUGUGGUCAGUGAUGCUGACAAAGAAAGAGGCAAUCAUGGGAAGCGUAUUCAGAUAUUACAUGCUUCAAAAUGGUGGCACUGGUUGAAGACAACAGAAGCUGGACAAGAGGAAUUUCGUGAUAUAAUAUGGCAGUUGUUGAUGGCGCUUAAGUCCUGCCAUGAUCGCAACAUCACUCACAGGGAUAUCAAACCUGAAAACAUGGUAAUAUGCUUUGAAGACCCAGACUCGGGAAGCUGCUUGACAUCAACUCCAAAUAGUAGCGAGAACUACACUAAUAAAAUGUACUGAUUAUUAGUAUUUUUUACCUUUGUGUUUCAGUAUCUUGGUUCGUAAAAAUUGAUAACUGUACAGUCUAUUUUACUGCCAAGAUAUGCACGACCUUUCCUUUAAGCUAUCUGCUUUAGCUGGACUGUAUUCUGUAGUUAUUCAUUCUUACAACUGUAAUAUCCGAGAUCUUGUGGUUUUUGGUUCUUUAAUUUAAUGAAUGUCUUAUGUGUUGUGCUUA